GUCGAGGGCAUCGCGAGCGGACGCAGCCUCGUUGAUGACAGUCUUUUUGUCGAGGUCAAAAUGAUUGUUUGCGGGCUGAGAAGCCAGUCUUCUUUUCGGGAUCAUGACGUAUCUGUGAAAUCAUGAGGGCGAAGUGCAAGAUUGACAACAUGUGAACUUGCAUUCAGGUCGAAGUCAAGCCUUCUUCUGUAAAGACCCUAGACAGAACCGAACACAACGUAAUCAGCAAUACAAGCAUCGCGAUGACAAUCAACGGCAAGUGUUAUUGCGGCGGCAUAGCCUGGCGUGUCGUUGGCAAGGUCGACUUCACUUGUGCUUGCCAUUGCAGAGACUGUCAAUGUAUCUCCGGCUCCGGCUAUGGCUCUACAUCCCUCGUCAUCUACGAUCCCAAAGGUGUAGAGUUCUCUGGCGAGGUCCAACCAAAGGUCUACCACGCCAAGUCGGACUCUGGUCAUCAUACGCAGCGCGGCUUUUGUCCUGAGUGCGGCACAGUACUGUUCAAUCAUGUCUCUGAAGGCGAGGAAGAUGAGCAGUGGGAAAUCCGUACGGGCAGCAUGGCCGACUCGAGAGCUUUGAGAAUGGACAAGGAGAUCUUCAUGAAGUCAAAGUUGUCCUGGGUGCCAAUCGUGACCAAACCCGAUAGCCACUAUAUUGGCAUGCCGAAACGAAAGAAUCAAGAUCCUCAGACGACCAUCCAUGAGACCUUAAAUGAGGACGAGGAUUUGAAGGGUGAACUGCCGGGUGAGGACGAAAGUCAGAAUGAAGGAGACGAGAAGAAGCCCAAGAGCAAGACAGGCGGGAAGGGACAGAGUACAAUUGAGGAAAGCACACACGUUGAAGCGGGAAGUGCAAAGGGGACGAAGCGGAAUAAGACCACUUGAUAUCACCGGUCAAGGGAAGUGUUGAUGCUGCUCGCUCUCUCACCAGCUUUCUACAGAUGUCUUGAUCCCCAUGACUGGGUGAGGUGAGUAUACAAUACAAAGGAGAAAUUAAUCUGCCAUGUGACUC
Exophiala xenobiotica is the source of this 1008-nucleotide messenger RNA. RefSeq lists its product as uncharacterized. Bases 243 to 881 code for a protein of 212 amino acids. Lineage: Eukaryota; Fungi; Ascomycota; Eurotiomycetes; Chaetothyriales; Herpotrichiellaceae. The transcript has 3 exons. Gene Ontology annotation, molecular function: carbon-sulfur lyase activity. The record is from RefSeq and is a predicted model, not a curated record.